AUGGCUACUGUAUCGGAAAUUUUACCCUUGGAAGUGAUCGACAAGACCAUUGGACAAGAGGUUUCGAUUCUGUUAAAAGACUACCGUGAGUUCUUGGGAACGUUAGUUGGAUUUGAUGAUUAUGUGAAUGUUGUGCUUGAGAAUGCUGUUGAAUAUGUAAACGACAAGGAGAUCAAGCGGUUCCAAGGGAAGAUGUUGUUGACUGGUAACAACAUCGCGAUGUUGAUACCCGGUGGGAAGCCCGGAUUGAGCAAGCAAGAGUCUACUUAA
This is a messenger RNA of Kluyveromyces marxianus DMKU3-1042, 270 nucleotides long. RefSeq names its product RNA-binding protein LSM5 (gene LSM5). Lineage: Eukaryota; Fungi; Ascomycota; Saccharomycetes; Saccharomycetales; Saccharomycetaceae. Gene Ontology annotation, molecular function: RNA binding. Bases 1 to 270 code for a protein of 89 amino acids. Gene Ontology annotation, cellular component: U4/U6 x U5 tri-snRNP complex; Lsm1-7-Pat1 complex; U6 snRNP. The transcript has a single exon. The record is from RefSeq and is a predicted model, not a curated record. Gene Ontology annotation, biological process: mRNA splicing, via spliceosome.